AAAGCUUUAAACUUCCCUUUACCAUCUCGCUCGCCCGAAGACUCUUCCUUUGAACAUGGCUUUAGAAGCUCUCAACUCUCCCACCGCUGCGCCACCUCCGUUUCCCUUUGAAGAUACUAACUUACACUGCUUGGAAUCCUUUACCAAGCGUAAGCGCUCUAAGCGACCGCGUUUCGACCAAGUCACCACCGAGGAAGAGUAUUUAGCUCUCUGCCUUAUCAUGCUAGCACGCGGUGGAGCUUCCACCAACCGCAAUCGCCGCCGCUCUCCUACUCCAGCACCGGAGCCCUCCUCCUCGGGGAAGAAACUGAGCUACAAGUGCAGCGUUUGCAACAAAGCCUUUAACUCUUACCAGGCUUUGGGUGGACAUAAAGCUAGCCACCGUAAGCUUUCGGGUGGCAACGAAGACCAGUCGACGUCGUCAAUCGGUACAUCUGGUGGAGUCAUCAAUUUAGCCGCGGCUACCAACCCAAGCGGGAGGUCCCACGAGUGUUCCAUCUGCCACAAAACGUUCCCUACAGGCCAGGCCUUGGGAGGCCACAAGCGAUGCCACUACGAAGGUGGGGCGGCGGGGAAUAGCGCCAGCGCCAGCGCCGUCACUACAUCUGAAGGAGCUGGCUCAACCAAUACCACCACCCACAUCAGCAACCGAGGCUUUGACCUCAACAUGCCCGCGUUGCCAGAAUUCUCACCGGCUAAUUUCUUUGUUUCCGCCGCCGGCGACGAUGAAGUCGAAAGCCCGCACCCUGCUAAGAAGUCAUGUUUCUUUAUGCGACCCAAAAUUGAAGUCAUCUGAACAAUCAAAACCCUUUAUUUAGUUCUUUGUAGGAAUCAAUUUCUAGACACCAUUCCAUGUAUUUCUUCUUUAAUUUCUUUAUUUUUAGGCAAAUUUUUUCUGUACAUAGCACUUGAACAAUUCUUCAGACCUCUGUUUCGAUUAAUUAAGUAGUCAACUCAAUUCAAUUAAAACAAA
Hibiscus syriacus is the source of this 973-nucleotide messenger RNA. Its product is annotated as zinc finger protein ZAT10-like. Gene Ontology annotation, molecular function: DNA-binding transcription factor activity. NCBI's taxonomy places the organism in Eukaryota, Viridiplantae, Streptophyta, Magnoliopsida, Malvales, Malvaceae. The transcript has a single exon. The record is from RefSeq and is a predicted model, not a curated record. Bases 56 to 796 code for a protein of 246 amino acids.